UUGAUUGUUUUGUAAAACUGUUUGAUUGAGGAAAUACAAGAGGGAGUGAACAUAUUUAAACCAAAUAAACCUCUUUUCAUGAAGAGCUGCCAAUAUGGCUGACAACAGGGACAUGCGUUUUCCUGGAGGGCAGCCAGGAUUUAACAAUAUGAUAUCUGGUACACCCCAGUUUAUUCAGCCAGGUAUGCAGGGCUAUCCCAUGAUGCAACAACCAAUGGGUAUGACUCCAGGAAUGGCACAUCAAAUGUAUCCAAUGCAGCAAUAUCCCAUGGCCAGACCAAGAAUGGCUCCUCCAUCUUAUAACCAGCAUAUGGCAACUAAUUUUAACAGACCAAGAGGUGGAGCACCAGGCAGUGGACCAAGACCACGCCAGCCACCAUCGCAAAAAGACAUACAGUUUCAGAUGCAACAACAACGAUUAAAGCAGUUUGGACAGACGAAACAUGUGAAAGCUGAUGCAGAUAAAUUUAUAGAAUCCAUGUUUGGAAAAACAGAAAAACCAAAACCUAAAGAUUUAAGACAAAAACAGCCUCAGAUCGAUAUUCCUAAUCAAACUGGUGAACCAGAUGUGGAUGAUGAUGGUUUUGGUGAUUUUCUACAAGGACCAAUGACGGCAGCACCCACUCCUCCCCCAGCUCAAGUGGUGCCAGCCACUGUCAGUAAUAUAUCUCCAGCACAGCUCAGUACCAAUACUACAGAUUCUAGUCUAAAUAAUGUACCGGCAGUUACAAAAACAGCAAUGACCCCACCACAAAUACCUAAACAAGAAAAGAAAGAUUUAAUGACAAUGAUGAUGGAAUGUUCUGAUCUCAAGGCUCCACAGAAAGCCAAGUCGUUCCAAAAACCUCUAGUCAAAGAUGUCAAAGUUCAACCACAUAAAACCAUUACAUAUCAUCAAAGUCAACAAGCUAGACAAUGGCAAGUCUCCGCAGAACUUGAAGAUCUUUUUCAUGAAGACAUUCCACCUACACCAGCAUCCCCGCCAGCUCCAACUGAGCCCAAUGCUAUUGCCAUAACAGCCAGUCCUGUAUCGCCACCAACAACUAACAUAUCAACGAGUGGAGGUGUUUUACCAGAGUGGUGUCUGUUUGUAAGUGAAAAGUUACCUCCCCUGUAUAAUAUGGUAUAUGAGGCUGCACUAGUUGAUGGUAAGAUAGAUACCAAUAGACUCUAUCCUAUACUAGUAUUAAGUAAUCUACCAAGAGAAGUACUGGGAUAUAUUUGGUCAAUGUCUAAUACCACGACCCCAGGUCAACUGAUACAGUCAGAAUUAAAUGCUAUACUGGCACUUAUAGCUUUAGCUCAGAAUAAUCAUAGCAUCAUGUCCAUUGAUAUACUUAAAAGAUGUCCUCAACCACCCAUUCCAUUUCUGGGCCAAAAUAGUUCUGCUCCAUCAUCUGUAGCUCAACAACAACAACAACAACCUGGUACCCAAGCAACAGUCUCUGAUACCCCAGUUGUCAAUAGCAACCAACCUCAGGGAUUACCUAACACCCAACCAGUAAUGCCAAGUCCCAGUGGUAUUCAAGCUACCAUUCCUAGUCCGUCAACCAGUUUCCAAGUUGUGGCACCGGUUCCUCAACCAGUUAAUUCAGGCAUGAAACCUAAUUCUACUCAGUCUACUAUCUCUCAACCUCCGCGUUCUUUUCCGACUCUGUCUGAGCCUGCUAUUAUAACUCAUACAUCAGAAGAUGAUUUCGCUGACUUUCAAUCAGCAGAUAAACCUACAGAAGAUGAAUUUGGUGAUUUUAUGGGAACUAAUAACCCAGCCUGUAUAACAGUUGAAGAAAAACCUCCAUAUGUGAUCUCUGUACCAAAACCUGAUCCAAAGAUAAUUGAUCAAAUGACGCCAGAUGAAAAGUAUAAUUCUAAUGUACAAAGUUUUUUUGGAAGUAGCGGUUCUUCAGUAUCAACUAAUUUGCACCAUAUUCCAACACUAAAACGUUCACCGUUUAAAGGCCAUACAACUCCCAACAGUCUAGAUGAGGAGUAUUACACUGAUUGUCGUGACAGUACAAGUCAGUUGAGUACCUCUGAGCAAUCCGAGAGUGAGGAUAUUAAAAAUUUUGAAACGUAUGUCGAAGAAUUUAAUCGCAAGAAAGAAAUGCUUCAUCCAGAGAGUCCCUUACACAAUCCAUUUCCAAGGUUACCAGUUGUUCAGCAGACAUCCGCAGAUGUGGUUAUUCCCCCUUUGCCACCAGUUCGAUCUGGUUUACAACUCAGUUCUGAAGCCACAUCUUCAAGAGAAUUCACAGACUUUAAAUCAGCUCCCGUUAAAACAGCUGCACAAGAUUCAGAUCCAGAUUUUGCCGAUUUUCAAGCAGCGCCAAAGUCUUCAGGAUCAGAACCAAAUCUUUUAGGGGAAGAGGAUAAAUAUGGUGCUUUAAGAUCAUUAGUUAUUGAGGAGCCUGCUUCAACCAAUGAAGCAACAGCUACAAGUGAGCCUGUUACACCUUUUGCUCAGUUUGGUGAGGAAUGUGACCAGAAUGAAAGUGAGGGUGAGUGGGCAGAUUUUGCCAGUGCUGUUCCAGAAGAGGAUACAAACACAAAAACUUCAGACAAAAAUACAUUAAAUUUAAUUGCAGAUAAUGUUGAAAGUGACUGGGCUGAUUUUGGCGACACUAAAACUCCAACAGCUGGUGCAGUAAAUGAUGAACCUUCCUGGAAUCCCCCUGCUUCAAGUUUCCUUGGAGCACCUGCAAUAAAAUCCGACAUAACAGCCAAAUUAGUUCAAAAUGCGCCAGCGAACAGUCUAUUUCCGAGUGUUGCAAUAAAAACAGAAAAUACUGAUGAAGAUUGGAGUGAUUUCUCAGGAGCUGCAUCAAAUGAUCAGCGGACACCAAUCCCCAGUGAAAAUACAGAUGAUGAUUGGUUCAACACGCCUGUCUAUUCUGAUACUAGCUUAUCCAGUAACAGUGUAGUCACAGUCAAAAAGUCUCAUUUACAAUCUGAUGAAAUUAUGGGGAUGUUCAAGGUACGUGAUGAUCCAGGAACACAAGCUAGCUAUAAAUUACCCAACCUGGAACAGAAGGUCAACAAAUUUCGGCAACCUUCAUUGGAUGAUGACAAUGACAAUGACCCUCCACCUUUGGAUUACCUUGACGAUGAUGAAGAUCAUGGAUUCUCUCGUGGUUACGAUUUGGAUGAGUAUAAUAGCCCCUCCCCUAUUGGUGGCUAUGGUUAUGGAAAUGGUAACAAAGGUAUGUUUUUGAAUCAGGUUGCAAAAAAAGUUGCUGAGAAACGUCUGGAUGACAGGGACAGAAGUAGCCUCUCCCCAGAGACUGAAGAUGAUGCUAACAGCUAUUCUUCUAAAGAUACAGAUAGUUAUAACUGGAAAGACAGAUCCAAACAACUUCGGGAAGAUUCACAGUCUGUUUGUAGUCUUGAAUUACCAGCUAAAGGUAAUUCACUAAAAACUAACUCUGAUAAUGGUGGUAGCGAUAGCCAAUCUGUGUCCAGUAUGGAAUUUUGUAAUUUUGAAGGAUCUUCAAAAACGCCAGUCAGUGCUGAAUCCAAAUCUCUUGAUAGUCUUGAUUUUCCUCCCGAUGGCAAUGACAACGAAGGUGUUGAAGUAACAGAUGUAGAAAAUACAGGUAUUGUAAACAGCAGUAAUAGUACAAGUAAUAAUAUGUCUCAGACGACAUUACCUGGUGGUGUAAUAAAGACAUUAGUUGAUAAAUAUAAUAUUACAGAUGAAAUAGUGACUAGUGACCGGUAUAGUUAUGAAUGGGAGAGAUGUUUAGACAAUUGCUGGAGAAUGAUCAAAGAUUCUAACACUAUAUUUAAUUCUAUCAGUUCAUCCAGUGUAUGUAAUGAAGUUUUAAAAUCAUCCCAAGGAUCAUCCUAUAUAACUGGUAUUGUAGAGAUUUACAGGGUAGCUUGUAGAGUUAUGACUGCAAUGAAAGCACAUAAUCUGACAACACCCCCUCUAGAGAGAUUGUUAAAAGAUAUAGAUUUAGCCUGGAAUAAUUUAACAGCAUUCUUUGUUGGUGCUUCUGUUUUGCCGGACAUCAAAGCAUUUGAUUUUAAGUUUGGUGUAAUGAAAUCUGAUUCUGAAGAAGCUCAAUUCAAUGCAUGUGGAGUCUGCCUUUUAAAUGUUGAUGUAAAAAUAAAAGCAACUUGGUGUGAUGAAGAUGUGACCAAAUUAACGUAUGGAAGACGACAGUAUCAUGCCCCAUGUGCUAAUUUCUGGGUGAAUUGUGUGGAUUCUACUUUACCAGGUUUAAGAUUACCAGAAUUACUGUGAUAAUAACAAAAGUUCGUUCAAAUUACUUUACCUAAAUAUCAGUUCCAGAGUUUAUCAAAAUGGAGACCUAAGAGUUAUCUUUGCAGUGUCGUGACAGAGGAGCUAUUUUAAAAACAAAAUGGAGACCUAAGAGUUAUCUUUGCAGUGGUGUGAUAGGGGAGCUAUUUUAAAAACAAAAUGGAGACCUAAGAGUUAUCUUUGCAGUGUCGUGACAGAGAAGCUAUUUUAAAAACAAAAUGGAGACCUAAGAGUUCUCUUUGCAGCGUCGUGACAGAGGAGCUAUUUUAAAAACAAAAUAAACACUGGUAAACCUGAUUAUAAAAUAAUGGUCCUGUCACAUAUCAAUGCACUGUAUAUUUGUCAAGCCUUCCUUCAUCUUGGACUCCUACCUCGGCCAUUACUCAGAGUCAAGUUUCAACAAACAAGCUUUCUAUGGUAAAUAUAGCAGUGAAAUCCAAGUAUAGUCUGUAAAUAAGAACAGAGUUUCUUCUUUGAUUGGCAUUUAGUAAUUGAACAUAUCAACACAGGGUACAAUUUUAUGGAUGCACAAUUACUGAGUUUAAUACUAAGCGACGUUUCGACAAGGAUCUCUCGUCUUUGACAAGUAAAUAAUACAGGUAUGUGAAUACAGAAUAUGCAACAAUAUGUAUUUGUUUGUUAUUUUUGUUGCAUAUUCUGUAUAUAUUUGCCUACUAUUCACAUACCUGUAUCAUUUGCUUGAUAAAGGUGAGAUUAUCCUCGUCAAAACGUCGCUUAGUAUUAAACUCAGUAAUUGUGCAUCCAUAAAAUUGUACCCUGUUUUAAGAACAGUGUUAUUUGCCUUGGGACAUAUUGUAGUUCUUCAUAGAACUUUGUUUUAAGAAUAUUUCUCACAUUCCUUAUUCAAACUGUAUGUUUUAUGUGGAUUUUGAGUGAAUUUUCCACUGAACAGCAUUAUUCAAAAGAAAGGGGUGAUUCGGAGCAGGAGCACCCAGAAAAAGAAUUAAUUGAGGUGAUUGGGGGCACAUGUAUCUAGGAAAUGAGGAGGCUUGGGAUACAAAAAACCUAGGAAAAUGGAUAUUGGAGUCAGAGAAAUUUAGGAAACAGGAAUAUUAGGGCACAAGCACCUAGGAAAUGGGUCGAUUGGAACACAAGCUCCUACAAAAGGGGAAGACUGGGAGCAUGCCGGCAAUGACACCCAGGAAACUGAAUGACUGGGGCACAGGCAGCCAGGUAAAGAGGAUUGUAGUAUUAAAUGUUAAUAUAGACAUUUUACACACAAAAGGGGGAUAAUAUCAAUACAGAAUAAGUUACCAUAGUCAGUUUCCAUUUAGUAAAUUCAAUGUUUAUUGGAAUUGUGGUUUUGUGAAUGAAUCCCCCUAGUAAUAGAAUUUAUUUCCAUGGAUGUUACGAUGAACAAUUAGCUCCGCUGAAGUUAAAGAUGCCUUCCUAUGUAGAGACUGGGUGAGUUGAUGAUAUUGUUAGACUAAAAACAUAUUCAAACUAAUUUGAUUCAAAUCCCUCUCAAAACAUUGUAUUUGGGAGGAAAUACCCCAAGAUAUAAAAAAUUUAUUUAUAGAAGCCAUGUUUGUCAGGUAACUUGAUUGAGGGAGGGCCCAAAUUCAGAAUGUAUUUGUCGUUACUUACUGUCCACUUGCCAUACAUAUUGAAGCCUAAGUAAAUUCUUGGAUUAUCUUCUGACGACUUCUUUUUCCACUGUUUAAUUGUAAAGCCUGUUGUACAUGUACCUAUAAACCCCAUAAUGUUCCCAAUAACAACCGCUCCCUAUGUCAAGCUAGCAGACAAUAAAUUGUAAUACCCUGACAUUUUUGCCCAGUCUUGCCCCAUUGGUGUUUUUCAUACAAUCCAGCAUUUUUCUAGUAAGAUUGGGCGUCUCAACUUUUCAUAUAUACCAAAUUUGCCAUACUGUUUUUAUUGGAAAUAACCACCCGAUAAAUACUUUUGUGGGAGUAUAUCUUUAAUAGAUCACUUAGUGCAACUAGAAAACUUUGUAUUGAAUUUAAAAUAUGUGUAAGCUCACAAUAAAUACAACAGAAAAGAAGACUAAUCCUUUCAACUCAAAUGUUUGCAGAUGACUGAUCAUGGUGAUAAAAUUCACCUGUCACUAAGAUAAUAUAGUCUAAGUAGUUUUGACAUACAUGUAGUUUUUAAUUGAUUGUUAUGAAAGUUUAGGUCAACGGUCAAAGGAAUAUUAUCUUUAGAUAUGAAAAGUGUUUAUAUUUUGUGAUAUUCUAAGAUUUCCAUUAACUUUAAGUGUUUUAGUUGUAUAUUAUAAGAACAAAUGUAAAUAUAUAUAAAUGCACAUUGUACUGUUUUUGUUUUGUAUAUAUUACUUAUUUAUGUAUAUAUAUUGUAUGUGCUUAGCUUUAAAAUACUGUGGUGUAAAGUUUUCAAAUUUAAUAUAUAAACAAAAAAAUGUAUAUAUAAUUUAUUGAAAUACAAAUUAUUUUAUAUAAUCAUGUGUAUAUAUAUGUAUAUAUCUUAGGUCAAGGGCACAGCAAAUAUAUUUGUUCACUUAGUAGUGGAUUCUUCUCAGCAACCUGAUCACUACUGCUUCAUUCAUUUUCACAAUCUGAUUAAAAUACAGAUCUAUAUUUCGUUUCGUUUUUUUAUACUUUCGAUUUUCUACACUUCAUGAAAAUCUGUAGUGGAAGGUCGCAUCAGGGGUUGUACGAGCGGCUUUUGACCCUAUGACGUCAGACAUUGAUUAAUCGAUCAGCGUUGACGUUUCUAGUGGGUUACUCACAGUUCCCUGCAUCCCACACUAAGAAGUUCCCAUAACACAUCAUUUCAUUGGCUAAUCCCUCACUUCAACCCGAACACGGGUUAUAUAACAACUCUUCCAGAUCCUAGUGUUGUGAAGACAAGAAAAAUGAAAUUUUGAACUAUAAAAACGAAAUGAAAUAUGAUCUGCGUUUAAAUCAGAUUGUCAUUUUCACAGAGUAAAUAUCAUAUUUAUGAAUAAUAACUACAUGUAUACAAAAGUACCACAGAAAUUGUUGUCUGUGUAAACUUACAAAAUCAAUUUCAGAAGUGGAAUCAGGUACCUACUAAUAGCUUCAUGAAGAGCAUUCAAUUACAUAUUAAUAUUAAAAUGUAAGCUUAUAUGUUUUAUCACCAAAUAAUACAAUUCUAGUAAAUUAUUUAGAUUUUUCACUACUUUCAAGUAUUUUUCAAGGUGUGGAAAUAUCGGAGGUAUUUAUUUUUAAAUUCCUUGAUCAGUUCUUUUUGAUAAGUAUGCAUAUUGAUUGAUAUAAUUGAGGUAUAGCAGGGCCGGCCUUUAGGAGCUGUGGGCCCAAUUAGAAACAUUUUUGGUGUGUCCAAAGGUUGGCUAGCAAAAUCUGUUUUAGUGAAAUGAUUUAUUGAAAAUGAUCAGAAAUCGCUACUUAUGACUACUUAGGUUUAAAAUGUACUUGGGUAUGAGGCAGUUUACCCAAGCAUAGGCCCCUACAAACAAAGUCCUGUUGGAAGCAAUUGGUCUAUUUUGCUUAAGAUAACCACCUACUACAGUUCUAUGAAUAAAUAAGAGUACUGAAAAGUAAAUGAGAAUGCUCAGAAGAGUAAUUUAAUUCAAUUUUCUGGUGUUUGUCACAUAUUAAGAUGUUUUGUUCUGUAAUAUAUUGUAAAGAUAUGGUAAAUCUUUGUUUAAACCUUGUUAUUUUCAUCCUGUUGUAUUAUUGUCUGUAUUUUUUGUCAAAUAUUAAAAUAACUUUAAAUAGAA
Messenger RNA from Patella vulgata (common limpet), 7967 nucleotides. RefSeq names its product synergin gamma. Bases 95 to 4246 code for a protein of 1383 amino acids. The record is from RefSeq and is a predicted model, not a curated record. NCBI's taxonomy places the organism in Eukaryota, Metazoa, Mollusca, Gastropoda, Patellidae. Gene Ontology annotation, cellular component: clathrin coat of trans-Golgi network vesicle. Gene Ontology annotation, molecular function: protein binding. The transcript is spliced from 21 exons.